CCAAUCUAAAGGAAAGUUUUAAGAAACGAAGCGUAAGCUUGGAGUCCAAAAACGCAAUAAAAGUGGGGUUCGGUUUGAGAAAGACCGAUAGUAACUCAGCCAUGGCUGCUUCAGAUCCCGAAAAGCUGAUCAGCAAAGCCGAUAAACUAACAAAACUCAGUAUGACAAGGUGGAGUGCGGAUUGGAAGAGUGCCACUGCUUUGUAUGAGCAGGCUGCCAUUGGAUUUAGGCUUGCUAAAAAGUAUGACAAAGCGAAAGAAGCCUUUGAGAAAGCUUCGAAAGGGCAAGAGAUGCUUUCUUCGCCUUGGGAUGCUGCUAAGCAUAUGGAGUCUGCUGCUGCCAUGGCAAAGGAAUUAGACAACUGGGCUCAAGUUGCUGACUUUUACAGAAGGGCAUCUGAGUUAUACAACGAAUGUGGACGAUCACAACCUGCAUCCGAUGCUCUCGCCAAAGGUGCUCGUGUUCUGGUAGAUGCUGCACCUGAUGAAGCUAUUCAGCUGUACACUGAUGCUUGUGCUAUGCUUGAGGAGGAUGGCAAGGAACAAAUGGCCUUUGAUCUAUAUCGUGAUGCUACAAGUGUUUAUAUAAAGCUUGAAAAGUAUACCGAUGCUGCAACUUACCUAUUGAGAUGGGGAGUAGCAGCUGAUAAGUGCAAUGCUAAGCAUAGCCAGUGCAAGGCAUAUCUUAGUGCAAUCAUUGUGUACCUUUAUGCUCAUGACUUCAAGCAAGCAGAGAAGUGCUAUAACGACUGUUGUCAGGUUGAUGCUUUUUUGAGUAGUGAUCAGAAUCGCUGUGCCAGUAAACUUCUUUCUGCCUAUACAGAAGGUGAUGUCGAAGAAAUCAAACGUGUGGCUCAGUCAAACAUUAUAUCAAAUCUUGACCACAUGAUCAUCAGGCUUGCAAGGAAGCUCCCUAUGGGUGAUGUGAGUGCACUAAAGAACGAUGCAGCUGACGAACAAGAAGCAUUGGACGAAGAUGACCUCACCUAAUUUAUCCUAUUCAGCUCGACAUGAUUGACAGACUUUGUUUUACAUGUGUGUGGGUUAUUCCUGUGCUUUUAUGUGCUAAAUAUGAACACAAAACACAAAGGUGCAGUAUGAUAUAUACGGAGUGCAAUUGUUUAAUGUUACUGAAUGUAACAUACAAGUCUUGAAUAGGGAAUUCUUUUUUUUUUUUUUUUUU
Molecule: messenger RNA, 1182 nt
Organism: Cornus florida
Lineage: Eukaryota; Viridiplantae; Streptophyta; Magnoliopsida; Cornales; Cornaceae
Product: gamma-soluble NSF attachment protein
Exons: 9
Coding region: 102-989 (295 amino acids)
Biological process (GO): intracellular protein transport
Cellular component (GO): vacuolar membrane; SNARE complex
Molecular function (GO): syntaxin binding; soluble NSF attachment protein activity
Source: RefSeq, a predicted model, not a curated record